UUUUUGUUGACGCGUCACAAGUUUUCCAAUUGGAAUCCGAUUUUACAUAAAUUUAAUUAAUUUUAACUAAAAGUAAAUAAAAUGGGCAGCGACUGGGAUGAGAUUAAACGCUUGGCAGCUGAUUUUCAAAAGGCUCAGCUAACGUCCACUCUUCAAAAGCUCUCUGAACGCAAUUGCAUUGAAAUUGUGACAUUGUUGCUGGAAAAGCAACUGCUGGACGUUGUGUUUACCAACGAUGGCAAGGAGUAUAUAACACCAGACCAUUUGGAGCGUGAAAUCCAAGAUGAGCUAUACACUAACGGUGGACGAGCCAAUCUUGUGGAGGUCAGCAAAGCUCUUAAUGUCGAUCUGUCCCGAAUUGAGACGCUGGCGGAACGUAUUGCGACUGAGAAUCCACAAAUACACCUUAUGCUGGGUCAGCUUAUCGAUGAGGACUACAUUACGCAUAUUGCACAAGAGAUCAACGAGAAAUUGGCUCAACGGGGCGAAAUAUCCAUAUCCGAUUUAACGUCACAGUUUGAUCUACCCUCGGACUUUCUGCAGCAUAAUGUGGUGGAGAAACAUCUGGGCAAGAUCAUCAAGGGUCGCCAGGAUGCAACGAAUCCGCGAGUGUUCUUCACUCAGGCCUACAUUCAACGUUGCAAGGCUAAAAUCCGUGGUGCUUUGGCAGCUAUCACUAAGCCGACGAAUGUUGCCAUUAUUCUACAGCAGAUUAAUGUGCAGGAGAAGAUCUUUCAUUCAUUAUUGGAUGAAAUUAAUCCAGCCGGUCAGGUCACCUCAAAGCUGGCCAAUGCUCAGUACGUGCCACAUAUUUACGCGAAGACACAGUCGGAUUGGGUCAGUUCAUUCUACAAGCAAAACAGUUUCCUAGAGUACGAGGCCAUUAACAAGCUGGGCAUAUCGGAUCCCAAGGCUUUUAUACGCAAGCAGUUCCCCAAUGAACAGUUCCUGUUCCUCAAGCGGGUUGCACUGGGCGCUCGCUUGAUUGAGUUGACUGUGGUCGCAGCUCUGAAUGAGUGCAGUGCCACUAAGCAAUAUCUAGACUUAUCCACCAUAUUACCAUCUAAUUUGUCAGAGGAAGACAUAGAGGAGGCUUUUGAUGCUAUAAUGGCACAGAAGCAUUGCAAUCCCAGCAAUUUUGUGUUUUUGGAUAGCAUUGUCUUCUCGCAGGCAUAUCUUACGCAACUGGUGCAACCAUGUCAGGAAAUGGCCCAGGCUCAGGCCAAGGCAGCCAUCGACACUGGCGUGUAUCAGCAGUAUAUUGUGGAGAAGACGUUGGCACAAAAGGGCAACACCAUGGCCACUUCUCACGACGCUGAUGAUGACAAGCUGGACAAGCGAGACGAACGUCGCAAAAAGGCGGCCUCUGGUAAGGCAGGUGGUGGAGCACAGGGUCGGGAAACUAAAACAAAAUCUACGAAGAAACAUCAACGUGGCCGGGCGGCUGCUCACAAUCACGACAGCGAGGAUGAGGAGGACACGGUGCAAUCAACCGCUGGCAGUAACCGUAAAUCUGGUAAACCUCUGGAGCUGGUCAAAACUUCAGAUAUAACAAAUCUAAUAAAAAAAACACUGGAGGAGGAGGGUCUGGAACACCUGGCUAAGCCAAUUGCUACACUCUUCUUAAACCAACUCAAUCAGACUGCUAUAGCCAAGGCCCAGGAACUGUAUGAGGCAACACCUCAAACGAAUCGACGUCAAACUCAUGCUGCCAUACAGGAACGUGUGAACACUUUGCUCGUGGACAUACGUCUUUACGAGAAGGGUCUGAAACUGUUCUCUAGCGACACACAAUCCCAAUUGAUCAAGUAUCUGCUUAAAUCUCUUGGCAAUGAUAUAUGCAAUGAACUGACGCUUUACGUGGCAGCCGAAUGCAAUCUGUCGGUGAAGUCAACAAACCUUAAUGUCGAUCAACGCAUCAAAUUGGUGCAAGAAUGCGAUGCACAGUAUCGCAACGCGUUAUUAGAACAAAAUAAAGCCUUGAACAAAAGCAUCGAUGACUUUGAGCUGGCAACUGAGGCUGUGCUAAAAACCUGCAGUAUGAUUGUAAAAAAAGUUGAUAAAAAAAAAGAUCGUUUAUUGAUUGUCAGCCACAAGGAGAAGCUGCUGCAACAGCUUUUGGAGUGCAAUGAACCAGCCCUAUUACUCCAUCUGGCUGCUCUGAUACUCUUCACAACAAUCACUGGUUGCAUUCUGCAUGCAUCGGGCAAAUUUGUCUCAGCUAUAUUGCAACACAUACGAAUCACUCUAAAUGAGCCACAAAAUGCGCUGUUGCUCCGUUAUCAUGACCUCGUCCUACAAUUGCUCCAACAAUCCUCGCCCGACAGUGCCGAAUCCAAAUCUGUAAACGAACAAUUACAGUCGCUGCAAACGGAGGUCGUUGAACUAGCCCAAAACUAUUCACGUGCCUCUGUCUCUAAGGCUGAUUAAAGGACAUUCUUAGAAAAAAAAUUUGGGCUUCCCAAAGCAUUAAAAAGCUCCGAUAGAAAUAACAAUAUGGUAAUGGUCUAGAAAUAAAUUGCAUCUUGGAAUUGUUAAGUAUUGUGUACAUAAUU
Molecule: messenger RNA, 2555 nt
Organism: Drosophila innubila
Lineage: Eukaryota; Metazoa; Arthropoda; Insecta; Diptera; Drosophilidae
Gene: Ufl1
Product: E3 UFM1-protein ligase 1 homolog
Exons: 6
Coding region: 82-2430 (782 amino acids)
Biological process (GO): response to endoplasmic reticulum stress; regulation of proteasomal ubiquitin-dependent protein catabolic process; protein K69-linked ufmylation
Cellular component (GO): endoplasmic reticulum membrane
Molecular function (GO): UFM1 ligase activity
Source: RefSeq, a predicted model, not a curated record